Messenger RNA from Dermacentor albipictus, 1228 nucleotides. RefSeq names its product collagen, type I, alpha 1b-like. Lineage: Eukaryota; Metazoa; Arthropoda; Arachnida; Ixodida; Ixodidae. The record is from RefSeq and is a predicted model, not a curated record.
UCACGCCUACAGCAGUGUCAGCCCCAGCGCGGGCGCCUCGCGAGCUCCAUCACGAGCUUCGCUCGCGAUCCUGCCACGGGCCGCCGCCGUCGACGAGGCACGGUCGACCGUUCCAGAGCAGCCUCCAGGGGACCGCCCAUCGCCCAGGAGCCUCGCCUUCCGCCGCUGAGGCGAUCCCUUUCAUCGCCGCGGCCGCCUCCCAUUCGCCACCAUGCCCGAGGAAGAGGACGAUGAUGCGAAGAAGGGAAAGAAGAAGGGCGGCUCCAAGGGCAAGAAAGGCAAGAAGGGCGGCUCCAAGGACAAGAAAGGCAAGAAAGGCGGCUCCAAGGACAAGAAAGGCAAGAAAGGCAAGUCUCCAAAGGGCAAGAAAGGCAAGUCGCCCAAGAAAGAUUCUGAGGGAGAUGGCUCCGCGACCGAAGAUGGAGGAGGAUCCGGAGGAGGAUCCGACGCUGGAUCUUCGCCCAAGGCUUCUCCGGGCGCAGCCGCCGGUGGUGCUGCCCCGGCCGCGGGGGCCGGUGGCGGCGGGGCUCCCGGUGCGCCUGGCGCCGUGCAGCCGAUGAAGAUGGGCGGCUACUACAGCGAGGCACACUCCAUGUACGAUGACGGCUACGACGACGACUUCUACGUGGACAUCACCUGCUACCCGCCGCGGAGAGGCGGUGGCCAGGCCCCGUCCCAGGCUGGCGGAUUCGGCGGAUACGACGACCCCUACGGCUACGGCCGCUGGGCCCCGCCGAGGCCCAUGCAGAUGCCCAUGGGCAUGGGCAUGUGGGGAGGCAUGCAGACCCGAGACGUGGGUCAGCAGAUGGGCCCGCAGACCACCACCCUGCCGCCCGGGUCGCCGCCGAUGGCCUUCAAGACGCCUUCGACUACCGUGGUUGUCAACAUGAGCGGCGAGAGGAUCAACCGCAGCGGGUCCCGGCCCAUGUCCCCAAUGAUGGGCAUGGGUGGCAUGGGCAUGGGUGGCAUGGGCGGAAUGGGAAUGGGUAUGGGCGGCAUGAGCAUGGCCAACAUGUCUCCCGCGAUGCCCGGCAACAAGUCGCCCAUCGUUAUGUCGCAGCCGCUGACCGGGACCGGACUGACGCCCCAGAUGCAGCAGCUGCUGCUGCGAGGAAUGCCCGGAUACACGGCCACGGUUGUCCUCAUCCUGGUGCCAAACCCUUGAAGAAAGGACCCUCGGCGGCUCGAGUCAUUGUCCGAGCAGCAAUAAAUUCGCUCUGCGCUGCCA